Molecule: messenger RNA, 1419 nt
Organism: Cantharellus anzutake
Lineage: Eukaryota; Fungi; Basidiomycota; Agaricomycetes; Cantharellales; Hydnaceae
Exons: 7
Coding region: 103-1248 (381 amino acids)
Source: RefSeq, a predicted model, not a curated record
CCUUUAAGAUGCAGCGGUGCACGUGACUAGAACUCGUACAUAUCUCCUUCCCUCUUCACGCUGCCAUCCACCCACAGAACAUCCCCUUGGGUUUUGUUCACCAUGGACACUCUCAGGCGCUCCCCCCGUCACCACCCGUCCGUUUCUUACAUCGUCCCUCGUAGCCUGAAAGUCAAAGCAGCCCAACUAAGCUGGGAAGAAAACGAUGGUUCUCUCCUUGUCACUCUUCUAUCGUGCAUGGAGUCUAAUCGUCGAUGGCGCUUUGGGAUUUUCCCGGCGACCAAUUCCCGCCAACGGUCCAGUGCGCACAGCACCAAGGUCAAGUAUUACGACGAAAUCGCCCGUGCCAUGUUUUCUCGCCACCCCAACCUUCAUUACCGUAGUGCUUACAGGAAGAAACCCGCCUCAUUCGCCAGAGCCGUGAAGGAUAAACUUGAGAGCUUCUCUCCUUCGUGUCGUGUAGACCUUCCGAGGACUUCAGGAAAGUCGGUUUAUAGAUCCGUCCAGAGUGUGUCACUCCUCAGCUAUCGUAGUACGGAGGCAUGGACCCAUCUCCGGCAAUCCACAUUCGGGCAGAUCGGAAAUCAUUGCGAGCCUCUCUGGCUUCCCAGCCUUCCAUUGGAAAUCCAGUACAUUGUCCUGAGGCUUGCUAUCGCCGCUGACCGUGGCCUCGACUCCAUUGACCUUCCCGUGGCAGCAAACCUCUCCCUUGUGAACCGAACCUGGUGUCAAUUUAUUGAGCCAUUCCUGUAUAGGACUGUUACCAUCAGAAGCCCUAGCCGUUAUAGAGCGCUUUUCGACCUCCGAAGUUCGCUCGCUCGACCAGAGGGCCCCGUUAACCACACUAAGAUCCUCAAGCUCUUUGUCCCUCCCCCAGACGACUAUAUGAUCCAUUCCUUCUUCGUACCCGCAUAUUCUCUCCAUCGCCACAUCCCUGAAGUGCAUUACGACGUCGCUUCUUCUCGAAAUUAUUUCCCCAUUGUGAAGAGGCUUCCACGGGAGACUCACGUGCAAGAAUUUUCAAAUUAUUCAUCUAUGCUUUAUCCGCUUCUAUUAGAUAUGCGGACAACAAAGCUGCACCUGACGAUGAGCUUCCCGAUGAGCGAAGGCCCGGAGGAUGAGCUAUCACUAUGGGGCGAGGUGAUGAGCGGUCACAUCGCGGUGCUUAAGCUCAUGGUUCAUUUGCGUGAACUCAUCAUUGAUGGGGCGCUGUAUUUGACUUUGCUUCCUAAAUGCGUGCAUAAGUGAUUGGGCCAUUGGAUCAAGCUGGGAAGCCAUCCUAUCCGUGUUAAGAGCCGACGAUGACGGCGUCCCAACCCUUCUAGACGGUACUUGCUUGACAAAGAUAACAUUCAUUCAUGCGCACGUACCUACGCUAGCUUUUCUUGCACGUAUGGCGCUUACGAAACGCAUCACGAA